GCGAGUCCGUCGGCAGCAUGUUGCAGGGGCCUGGACCGCGCUCCCCGGAGGUGCGACCAGCAUCUUCCUCACCAUCCAGCACACAGUGACGGGCUGUCCCAGAGGGGAAAUGCAUCCUGAAUGGGGCUGAGGCCCCCUGCGCGGGAAUAUGCGGCCUCGGCACUGCAGGGGCAGCACCAGGGCAGCGGCCGGCACGCAGCGGCAUGGUGGCAACGUUCAAGAUCGCCGUGCUGGGAGCCCAGGGCGUGGGCAAGAGCGCCAUAGUCCGGCAGUUCCUCUACAACGAGUUCAGCGAGGUCUGCGUGCCCACCACGGCCCGCCGCGUCUACCUGCCCGCUGUCGUCAUGAACGGCCACGUCCACGACCUGCAGAUCAUGGACUUCCCCCCCAUCACCGCCUUCCCUGUCAACACCCUGCAGCUUCGAGUACAUCAAAACCAUCCGCCAGCAGAUCCUGGAAACGAGGGUCAUCGGCACUUCGGAGACGCCCAUCAUCAUCGUGGGCAACAAGCGGGACCUGCAGCGGGGCCGAGUGAUCCCGCGCUGGAACGUCUCCAACCUGGUGAAGAAGACGUGGAAGUGCGGCUACAUCGAGUGCUCGGCCAAGUACAACUGGCACAUCCUGCUGCUCUUCAGCGAGCUCCUCAAGAGCGUGGGCUGCGCCCGCUGCAAGCACGUCCACACCACCAUCCGCUUCCAGGGCGCCCUGCGCAGGAACCGAUGCACCAUCAUGUGAGCCCCCCCGCCCCGACGGACUGUCCUCGGGGACCCCGGCCCCCGGCGUCGCUGCUCUCUUCGGGGGUGAUGCUGCGGUGGGAGCCGUGCCGGGGUUUGCCUCCCCGCCGGUGCUGGCACCCUGCAGUGACAGUGACAUUUGGGGAUGAGGCACCUCGGGCGGUGCUGGGCAGGGUGAUGCGGUGGCCACCGGCGAGUUGGAGUGGAUGAGUGGCCGGGCUGCCUGGAGGGGAGGACCUUGGUGCUCUGGGCCAAAGCCAUCCCAGGGCGGGUGUUUGUGUUUCUGCGGUGCCUGAAAUGCUGUGUGGCACCCGGGGAGUGGAGGAGAUGUCUCAGACAGUGCCCAGAGGUUGGCUGUUGGGUCUGUCCUUGCUGGCUCCUGCCCUGGCACCGCAGGGGCAAUGCUGGCUGCAGCCUGCCAUCGCUUGCCCCUGGAAGGAAAUUUCCCAGCACCUGCGUCCCGAUGUGCCGGGGGUGGCUCCAUCCCUGGGGCACGGUGGAGAUGGGAGUCCCGUUUUCCUCCCUGUGGAGCUGGAAUUUCUCCCCUUGGAGGGCAGAGCCGCCUCCAGCAAGAGGCCAUGUUACAGAGGCUCUCUUUUGGCUCAGUUGGGUCAGAUUUCCAGGUGGAAUUUCUGAAUGAAGGCAAGGAAGGGGAAAAAAAUAAAGCCCCCAUCCUGCCCCUUACACCUCCCUGGGGUGCCGGGUGCUGCUUCCCCAGGGCUUCGAGCCCCCCUUCUGCCCCGGUUCAGCCAAGGAAGGUUCCUCCUCCCCCACCAGCCUGUCGAACACCAAAUAAUCUCAAAACACUUCUUGCCGGGCAGGUCACCCCUCCGCUACCUCGCGUCCCGGGCUCAGCAGGCCACCGGCUUUGCACGGCUCCAACCCAAACCCCCGGCAUCUCCGGGCAGGCAGGCAGCCCCCCCGUGCCAUCGCACCCCACCAGCGGGCCGUGAGGCAGCUCUGAGCCGUGCUGGGCUUUCCCACGGCCACACUCGCCUCCAUCCACGCGACGGCGGCGCGAAGGCAGCCUCCAAAGCAAUAGGGAGCUGGAGUUGCAUUCCUUUUUUUUUUUUUUUUUUU
Molecule: messenger RNA, 1814 nt
Organism: Athene cunicularia (burrowing owl)
Lineage: Eukaryota; Metazoa; Chordata; Aves; Strigiformes; Strigidae
Gene: RASL10B
Product: RAS like family 10 member B
Exons: 4
Coding region: 204-944 (246 amino acids)
Molecular function (GO): GTPase activity; GTP binding
Source: RefSeq, a predicted model, not a curated record